AUGGGGGCCCUGCCGAUGACCCUGUCCAGACAGGCACGGCCCUGCAGACCACACCGCAUGCCUGUGAGGACACCUGCAGCCCAGGGGGAUCGAGGAGGGGAAAGGGCUCCAGGCGGUAGUCUAGCUUUGCAGCCAAGCGUGGAAUCCUCUUCCCUUCACUUCAUCCCCAUCCUGGCCCUCAGCAAGCCCCUGGCCGAGGGCGACAAUCAUGCAGGGUUCCAUGCGGGGCCACGCGUGUCUAGUGACCGCCACACUGGACGGCGCACGCAGACCCCAGAGGGCAAGAGUGGAGUGAGACGCCUGGCGCUACGCGCCAGCCAAUGGCCGCCCGAGCCGUGGACGCGUCGCGGACGGCGUGCGCCCGGGGACUACAAGUCCCAGAGUGCCCCGCGCGGGCGGCGGCAACGGUCUGAGACGGCGGCCGGCUGGGCCAGAAAACUCGCUCCGGGCGGGCGCUCCCUCUGGUGCCCAGGGUCGCGGCCCCUCUGUGGCCCCGAGGGCCCCGGAGAACGCGCGGUCCCGGCCUCUCGAGCAGGGCCGAGCCCUUCCCGCCGCCUCCCCGGGCCUGUGAGAUGGCCGGCUCUCUCACCCCCGAGCCUCAGUCUCCCCAUCUGUGAAACGGGACCGACUUUGAAGGUGAAGUUAGACCCGCAGUGCGCGGCCCCGCCUCAGGCCGACCGGGUCUCACGGGUCGGAGCGGCAGAGCCGGGGCCGGGCAGUGGCCGUGCGGGGCCGGGCAGCCGGCGCGAGGACUCGGGAGGCCUGCACGCCCAAGAGCCGAAGGGCCGGCGCCCGGGUCUAAGGUCACCCGUGCCCCGCGGACCCUACGCCUUGGUCCUCGCCUGCGGGGGCGUAGACGCGGUCGUCACCACACAGCAAAGCGUUUCCCCGGCGGCGGGGUGUGCUUCAGGGGACAGGUCUCCAGGACAGACACCUCCCGAGAGCGGGGCAAUCGGGUAUGAGGACGCUCCGGCCACGCCGCACCCUCAGCCGGCCUCGGGGUGUGGAGGGAAGGAGGGGAAAGUGAAGAACACCUCUUCUGAGACGACCACCUGCAGAGCCUGCUUCCCGCCUACACAGCGCGGCCUGGAAUGCGGGCACAGUGUCCCAGAGCAGCUGCGGGUGGAGCCUACCCUCUGCCCCAGCUGUACCACAGACUCAUCAUCACAGGAGAAACCAGCCCCUGCUUCCUCCCCCGGGGCUGACACCAUUCCUAGCUGUGUGACACUGACCAGUGACACCUUCUCUCGGCAUGUUCUCCAAAGCAGCAAUGGAGGAGACAAAGGCCGCUGAGUGCUGUGAGCCUGCCCAAGAGCAGAUGGGAGGGCGGCACACUGCUGCCUCGUCACCUAUAUGAGGCAGUGUCACAGGGAGGAAGUGUGCUGGGAAGAGGCUGGCAAGGGCCCAGCACCCAGCAGAGAUCCGACCAAGAUAGGAACAUCGCCCACCACCAUUUAAGACCAGUCGUGGCGUCACAGCCCCAGGCUCGCCCCAGGCUCUUAGAAAACCGACUCCAGCAUGAGACUUGUAACAGCCUCCCAGCCACUUUUGCAGGAGUGGCAAAAAAAGAAAAAAGAAAGAAAAAGAAAGAGAAAAAAGUAAAAGAAAAUCCGUGAUGGGAGUGUUUGAUUGUU
Camelus dromedarius (Arabian camel) is the source of this 1634-nucleotide messenger RNA. Its product is annotated as collagen alpha-1(III) chain. Lineage: Eukaryota; Metazoa; Chordata; Mammalia; Artiodactyla; Camelidae. The transcript has 5 exons. Bases 1 to 1293 code for a protein of 430 amino acids. The record is from RefSeq and is a predicted model, not a curated record.